This is a messenger RNA of Protopolystoma xenopodis, 426 nucleotides long. NCBI's taxonomy places the organism in Eukaryota, Metazoa, Platyhelminthes, Monogenea, Polystomatidea, Polystomatidae. The record is from the annotation of a GenBank genome assembly.
AUGGUUUCGAAAUACUUGCAACUGCUUACCCUACUCUUAGGCAUUCCAAAGUCUUUGAAUAGGGCUAGUUUCGGUACCUCGGCUCAAUCAGCCUUACCGUCACAGCGGAAUGGUUGUUUGGCCAAUGGCUGUGCUGCCCUCCUCGACUCGUCCUACCGGGAGCUUGAUGAGCCGUCAACACAGGCCUGGCAGAGGUCGAGCUCCGGCUCCUCCACCCCGACGUCUCGGACACUGGCGUCCAGUCGGCCGGGCGUAUGUUGUAUCCCAGUGCCCCUGUGCCAGGUGAUAAGGCCACUAGGAUGCACCGACAAGCCAAGGAAGAUGGGCGGAAAGCGCAAAUCACCUCGGUCUGUCGUUUGCCUCCAGGCUAGCCGAGCCUGUACAGACAUGGGCACAUGCAAUCGCCUCUCUAGCCUUGUCGCUUAA